Messenger RNA from Erythranthe guttata (spotted monkey flower), 1685 nucleotides. Lineage: Eukaryota; Viridiplantae; Streptophyta; Magnoliopsida; Lamiales; Phrymaceae. The record is from RefSeq and is a predicted model, not a curated record.
GUAAUGGUACAAAAAUUAGGGCACAAAAAAUUGCAUUCUUGAAUGGCUGCUCAGGGAAUGGAGCUAAAGAUUCAAUUUUUAUUCACUCCUCUGAAUAACAAAUGUGUAAUAAGACCAACUUCUCUUUGUUGGCCUUUGAACUUCACUCGACCGAAACCCGUAAAGCUACUACCUCUAUCGGGUGUCGGCACAAGGAAAAGCCGAAUAAAUAUUUCCAAAAUCGAAGAAUUACUAAAGCUCGGUAGCGGAGAUGAAGAUGACGACGACGACGAAGAAGAAGAAAAGUCGAGUGGGAAUAGAAACGAGGACUCGUUUGUGAUGAAUCCCGAAGAGAGAAAAGAGUGGAGAAGAAAGAUUAGAGAAGUGAUUGAUAAAGCUCCGGAUAUUGAAGAAGAGAUUGAUCUUGUUGAGAAGAGGAAAAAAAUGCAGAAUCUUUUAGCUCAAUAUCCGCUUGUUGUUGACGAGGAGGAUCCCGAUUGGCCGGAAGAUGCCGACGGGUGGGGCUUUAAUUUGGGUCAAUUUUUUAAUAAGAUUAGUAUAAAGAAUGUGAAGAAAGAAGACGACGAGGGUUACGAUAGUGAGAAUGAAGUAGUAUGGCAAGACGAUGAUUAUAUUCAACCGAUUAAAGAUAUUACUAGUGCUGAAUGGGAGGAGGCGAUUUUUAAGGAUUUUAGCCCGUUGGUUGUUUUCGUUCAUAAUCGUUACAAAAGACCAAAAGAAAACGAAAAGAUUCGCGACGAAUUAGAGAAAGCUGUCCAUAUCAUUUGGAACUGCAGGCUUCCAUCACCAAGAUGUUACGCAAUAGAUGCAAACCUAGAGCUCGAUUUGGUCUCUGCACUACAAGUGUCUGUUUUCCCAGAGCUCAUAUUCACUAAAGCGGGAAAAAUAUUAUACCGUGAAAAAGCAAUCCGAACAGCUGACGAGCUGUCCAAGAUAAUGGCAUUCUUUUAUUUUGGAGCGGCCAAACCCCCGUGUCUGAAUGGAGUCGACCACAUCGAAGAACCAAUUCCUACUCUUUAAAUCAGCAUAUAAUUGCAACAUUCAUGCAAUAUAGUUUUUGCUGAAAAUGGUCGAGAAGUAUAUUAUUUCUAGUUCUAAAAUUUUUGUUAUGAAAAGCCAUCAACUUUUUCGGAACUUCCUCAGGUAAUAAAUCACUAUUUUUCCCUUUUGAAUGAUAUUUUGAUUAAUUUAAAUUAAAUUCGUCAUAAUUUAUGUCAUAAGUCGCCUUCUUGCAGAUCCCUAUGGCUGGAAAAGUGGUAAAUAUGUGGAGUCGAACGAGCAUCGGAAAACAUUCACCAGAAUAUGAGCUUAGUGUUGGUAUUUGUAAAUAUUUUUCUUUCAAAAAAAAAAAAAAACUAUUCGAAAUGGCAAACAGCUUCUUAUUCAAGUUAUCAAGAACAGAGUUUUAUAUUUGUUUAGAGUACAUUUUUACUAGGAAAUUGCAAAGGGCAGAAUAGUAAAAUCACUCGUUGGACUUUCCGCAACAGCAGAAGGCUUUAUGGUAAUGGUAGCGAAAGGCAAAAAGCUGGAGAGGAUUGGAGCCAUCAAAUGCACAGUCAGCAACUCCGAGCGUUCGUUUCUCUGUCUUCUCCACAAAAACUGUAAGACAUUUUCUUGUACUAUGUGAAAACCAGAAUCUAAAUUCUCGAUGAUUUAAUUUCUUUGGUGGAUUUAUCGAUUUCCAA